Molecule: messenger RNA, 1254 nt
Organism: Puccinia triticina
Lineage: Eukaryota; Fungi; Basidiomycota; Pucciniomycetes; Pucciniales; Pucciniaceae
Exons: 2
Coding region: 1-1254 (417 amino acids)
Source: RefSeq, a predicted model, not a curated record
AUGAACCUGAAACUGACCCCCUUGACGCCCACCCUGCCUGUCUCUCGAAACUUGCAGCUGCUCUGCGGUGCAAUCCUUGACGACAAGUUCCUGCUGAUCAGAACCAACAACGGGCUGGACUUUGUCCCACUUACCGCCUUCGCCAAGUCCUCCAAUAGCUCGGAUCGUUCCCGUGGCUUGGUCCAUACCGUCAAGCCAAUCAGCCUGAUCAAAAAGACCAGGUUCAAGAGCUUGAAGGUCCUCGAAGUCAGGAGCAAUAUCUUGCUGGCCAUCGCUGGUCUAUGCGCUCGAUGGGAUCAGAGCGAUUGUUGCCAAAAAAUUCAAGAUCUGGAAGAAAAGGAGGAUUUCGUUUGGCUUCCCAAGACGUUGGCCCGAGUCACCCCGCACAAGGGCAAGGAGCGCGUCUCCAAUCCUCAAGCACAGCCCACUGCAUCCAACUCACCCCAAUACUCCCCGCCUCCGCCCUAUGGCAGUAAGCUGGGGCCUGGUCAAACAAUGGCCAAAUCAAGCUCCUGCCAACCUGCCUCCCCUGCAAACCAUCAGGCAAGCCCGGCAUCCCGAUCCCCAGGAAAAUCAGCCCUGCGCCGUAGCAGCACCGUGGGCAGUCGACUUCCGAGCGCAUCAGCGGCUUACAAACUACCCGACACUCGUCGAAGCAGUUUGUACAGCGCCUCCGAUGCAUCCUCUUUCAUCUCGCCCCUCGGACUCGUAGCCCCGACGACACUCACAUCAGCCCUUCAGUCGCUCAGGGCCGAGAAUUCUGAUCAGCUCCCUCCAAAUCAUCCGGCUCUCGGCCAAGCGCCCGUCCAAGUUGGUCUCAAACAAGCAGCAACUGAAGAAAGCGGGAAUGGAUCUUCCCAACCCGGACCGCCUCUGAUCCUCAAUAUCGAUGAUGAUCUCGCUCAUCGCUUGAACAUCACGAGUGCUAACCAUGUCGGGCCGGUCGGCAAACCUGAUCAGGGCACUCGAGCGAUCCCCGGACAAGGGGGCCCGGCUGCGUCCCAAGGAAGCUCGUCAGCAGGGGGAACGUUAUUGACCCCAAAGCCAAGCCGGGCCGGGAUGAAUGAUUCUGAGCGCAGCUUGCCUCCUCGGCUCAACGGGGCUCUCCUGCGAAUCCGCUCCAACGACAACCACGACUCACGGCGAGUCAACUCCCUCUUUUUUAUGGCCCCGUGGACCCCGUCCUGGUCAACCCUUCCGUCAAUCAUUAUUAAACCUUCCCCGCACUCGAAGAGGCCCUCAUGGCCCCCCUAA